GGCCACCGGCGACUCCCGAGGGGCGGACACCGGCCAAGAGAGAGUCAAGGAAUCUUCGCACUGAGGGGGCGUUGAGCGCUUCCGGCGUCCCCUGUCAGGUGACCCCGCGGGACUGACAGAACCUGAAGCCCAGGAAUCUUCGUUGCUCUGGUGACAGGAGCCAGCAAUGCUGCCCAAGCCGGGCGUCUAUUACUUCCCCUGGGAGGUCAGUGCCGGCCACCUCCCUGAUGGCAGCACACUGAGGACAUUCGGCAGGCUGUGCGCCUACAAGAUGUCCGAGUCCAGAGUGACGCUGACAGCUCUGCAUGAAUCCCAGCAGCAUGAGGUUCUGGUCUGUAGCAAGCUGGUGGAGCCCUUCCACGCCCAGCUGGGCUCACUCUACAUCGUCCUGGGCGAGCUGGAGCAUCAGGCAGAUGGCAGUGCCGUGGUGAAGGCCCGGGUGCUGACCUGCGUGGAGGGCCUGAAUCUGCCCCUACUGGAACAAGCCAUCCGCGAGCAGAGGGAGUACCAGCAAGAGAGACUCAGUGGCCACUAGGCUGUGGCUGUCUCC
This is a messenger RNA of Ochotona princeps (American pika), 550 nucleotides long. RefSeq names its product TEN1 subunit of CST complex (gene TEN1). The coding region runs from base 167 to 535 and encodes 122 amino acids. Gene Ontology annotation, cellular component: CST complex. NCBI's taxonomy places the organism in Eukaryota, Metazoa, Chordata, Mammalia, Lagomorpha, Ochotonidae. Gene Ontology annotation, biological process: negative regulation of telomere maintenance via telomerase. The record is from RefSeq and is a predicted model, not a curated record. Gene Ontology annotation, molecular function: single-stranded DNA binding; telomeric repeat DNA binding; telomerase inhibitor activity. The transcript is spliced from 4 exons.